Molecule: messenger RNA, 1029 nt
Organism: Triticum urartu
Lineage: Eukaryota; Viridiplantae; Streptophyta; Magnoliopsida; Poales; Poaceae
Product: senescence-specific cysteine protease SAG39-like
Biological process (GO): proteolysis
Molecular function (GO): cysteine-type peptidase activity
Source: RefSeq, a predicted model, not a curated record
AUGGCUAGCUACUCACAAGGUUUGCUCUUCGCCAUCCUCGCAUGCGCCUGCGUGCUUAGCGCUCUUGCAGCCCGGGACCUCGCCGAGGAUCGGUCUAUUGUCACAAGGCAUGAGCAGUGGAUGGCCAAGUAUGGCCGUGUGUACAAUGACGUUGCUGAGAAAGCACACCGGCUAGAGGUGUUCAAGGCCAAUGUCGCGUUCAUUGAGUCGGUGAAUGCAGGGACCGACAAGUUCUGGCUCGAGGCUAAUCAGUUUGCGGAUAUCGCCGACGAUGAAUUCAGGGCUACGCACACAGGGUAUAAGGCGCCGGUGGGUGGUAACAAGGGCAGGAAGACGGGGUUCAGGUAUGCGAACGUUAGCCUCGAUGCGCUCCCAACAUCUGUGGACUGGAGAACCAAAGGCGCGGUUACUCCCAUCAAAGACCAAGGCCAAUGUGGGUGUUGCUGGGCCUUCUCCACAGUGGCCUCUAUGGAAGGCAUCGUGAAGCUGAGCACCGGGAAACUGAUCUCACUGUCGGAGCAGGAGCUGGUGGACUGCGAUGUGGACGGCAUGGACCAGGGCUGCGAGGGAGGGCUCAUGGACAACGCCUUCGAGUUCAUCAUCGACAACGGUGGCCUAACCACCGAGGGCAAUUACCCCUACACCGGCAAUGACGGCAGCUGUAACUCCAACAAGGAGUCCAACGCCGCCGCAUCCAUCAAGGGGUACGAGGAUGUGCCGGUCAAUGACGAGGCGUCGUUACAGAAGGCGGUGGCCGCACAGCCCGUGUCCGUGGCCGUUGAUGGAGGGGACAACCUCUUUCGGUUCUACAAGGGCGGCGUUCUCUCUGGCAAUUGUGGCACGGAGCUCGACCACGGCAUCGCGGCGGUCGGGUACGGCAUUGCCGGCGACGGGAUCAAGUACUGGGUGAUGAAGAACUCGUGGGGCGCAUCAUGGGGCGAGAACGGUUUCAUCAGGAUGGAGAGGGACGUCGCCGACGAGCAAGGCCUCUGCGGACUCGCCAUGCAGCCUUCCUACCCGACGGCAUAA